AUGGAGCCAGGAGUCUUUGGCCUUCUGAAACUGAAGCUACACCUGGAGGAUAAUUGUACAGAAGUGAUCCCGUUCCAGAUUGGUGGUUUGACAGUUCAGGGAGACAUGGAGCCAAAAUCUAGAAGUCCAGAAAGGGAACGUGUAAGGAAACCUUGCAGUGAUGAUUUUUCCAAAUGCACGGGGAUGGAGCACUUAGGCUGGAAGCUAUCUCAAGAAAUCAAACUGGAAUCUUUCCGUGGGAUGCAGCAACCCUGGAAAACCCAGUGGCAGGACUUCCUGAAGACCUUACCGUGUCCCCACGUGGGAUGGGAGGAGGACUCCGAGAUGCUGUCCAGCGUUCCUUGGGAUGACCCCAAGGCCUUCCUGGCUUCCUUCGAGCAGGUGGCCCGUGCCUGCCAGUGGCCCAGGGGCGAGUGGGUGCCUCGUCUGCUGCCAGCCCUGAGUGGAGAAGCGAAGCGGGCUUUCAGCGGCUUAGAAGCAAAGGACAAGGAGGAUUAUGGGAAAGUGAAGGAGGCCAUCUUGAGAGGGGAAGCCAUUCGGAUCGAAGUGCAGCGGCAGCACUUCCGGCAGUUCCGCUUCCAGGAGAUCGAAGACCCACGUAGGGUUUACGGACAACUGCAGAGGCUUUGCCGCCAGUGGUUGAAGCCAGAGAGACACACCAAGGAGCAGAUCCUGGAGCUGCUGAUCCUGGAGCAGUUCCUGGCCAGCCUCCCACCGGAGCUCCAGAGCUGGAUCCGACCAGGAGGAUCGGACACGUAUUCCCAGGCGGCGGCUCUGAUAGAGAAUUUCCUGCUGAACCGGCAGGAGGUUAAGGAGCCGUCGCAGGAGGUGAUCGCCAAGACUGCCCUGUCCGAAGAGCGGAUUGCCUUGGAUGUUGACCAGGAAGCGAUCUAUAAAGACAUUAAGCAGGACAAUCACGGAGGGAUCCAUUUGUUGGGUGAGGAAAUGCCAAGGAUUAAAGCAGGGUCUUCCAUCAUGGGUGUGGGAAGGUGGGAUCUCGUGAAGCUGAAAGAUGCUGGUGUCUCGUUGAAUGUGGUCGGGUCAACCCCGACCCAGUCGGGCCAGCAGACCAUGUUCUGGCAAGUCAUGCAGGAGGAGGAUGGGGAUGCCGAUUCUUUGGAGGGACUCCUGGUGCCCAAACCAGACCUGGCUUCCAAUCCAGAAGAAGAAGAAGAUGAGCAGGUUUUCAUCCGGUUUCCGGUCGAAAGUGAGAGAAUUCCAGAUCCCAGAACAGGACCCAGGGACUCUUCGUUUUCGGAGGCUGCGCCCAGCCCGUCAGGAGGCACCCGGUUCUCCCGGAAAACCUCUUGUCCUCUCCGGGAUUUUACGGGCUCUCACUGGAAGCAUCCUCGCUGGACCGAGGACGAAAUCCAAGCUUUUAUUGAGAUCUGGGGGGACACAUCUGUACAGAGAGCCCUCUUCUCAAACUAUCGGACGGUCUCUCAGUUUGAGUGGAUUUCAUGCCAGAUGAAGGCCCGGGGUUACGACCGGAAUUGGCUCCAGUGCCGGGAGAAAGCCAAGCAUCUCCGGAAAAGCUACAAGGAUUGCCUCGGAGGGCACAGCCACUGGGGAUCGGGCAGGAGAACGUGGCCUUUUUUCAACCAGCUGAACCAAUUCCUCCGCGUUGAGCAGGAGCUGGUGGUCCCGCGGGAGAUCGGGCGCAAGGAAGUCCAGCAUCAUCUCGUCGACCGCCGGCGGAAACGAGUGAAGAACUCGGCCAGUCCGGGGGCCAAAGUCGCCCAGGUUCAAGUGGAGAUAGAAGCCCGUGAGCUGCAGUCGAAGAAGCAGGCAAAACAUGCUUCGCGCUUGUCCAAUGGGACAUCCCGCUCAGGAAGCCACAAGCCGCCGCUGACCAGCGCCGAACGAAUGAGAAACAUUCGCAAGUCCCAGCAGGAAAGGACAGCGGACGUUGGUCGAGACCGAGGCGGAAUUGAGGACUCUGCAGCGGGAAGCGCGCUCCAGGAACCAGCCCUGCCCGGGUCCCACAAGGCCAACCUGGCCCCUUCGAGUGAAAUCGAGAAGGCAUGGGAAGAGUGCGAAAGGAAAGCGGUGGAAAAGCUGCAAGGCUACUUACGCGAGAAAGGCUGGAAACUCCAAACCGGCCACUCAAGCCGGACGGGAAUUCUCCAGGAUGUCUUGUCCAUCGUUUGCAAGGGCCGUACAGCUGCGUCUUUGCCUGUUCUUACUUCUCCUGUCCGAGAUCCCCCCUCCUUUCCUUCCCCAACGCCCCGUUCUGAAACAUCGACAGAGUCCCAAGUCUCCGCGGAGCCGUGCAAGAACUCAGAGGCCUCUUCGCCUCCUCCUCCUCCUCCUCCUCCUCUUCCUCCUCCUCCUCCCUCUUCUCAGGGUGGCUUGUCGGACAGAAGCAUUCGCCUGAAAAGGAAGCGUUCUUUGCCGGCCCGUUUUCAGUGCUGA
Molecule: messenger RNA, 2415 nt
Organism: Pseudonaja textilis
Lineage: Eukaryota; Metazoa; Chordata; Lepidosauria; Squamata; Elapidae
Source: RefSeq, a predicted model, not a curated record